Molecule: messenger RNA, 4194 nt
Organism: Sesamum indicum (sesame)
Lineage: Eukaryota; Viridiplantae; Streptophyta; Magnoliopsida; Lamiales; Pedaliaceae
Product: cellulose synthase-like protein D2
Biological process (GO): cellulose biosynthetic process
Cellular component (GO): membrane
Molecular function (GO): cellulose synthase (UDP-forming) activity
Source: RefSeq, a predicted model, not a curated record
CGAAUUUUUUCAAACUGUUGUGCGUUGAUGUACUUUUGAGUUUUUGCGUGUAUGAGUUGCUUCUGUGACUUGCUCUGUCUUUUUUUUCUAAUCUGUACAUGGCCCAUUCAAUGUAUUAACUAUAUAUUUAUUCAUACACACAUAGAGUACAAGAUUUUUAUUAUAAAUGUACAUAUAUAAGUAUAUAUAAAGAAGUAUAUGUAAAGUUUAGAGCAUUCUUCUGGAUUUCUUGAGGGGGAAAUAUUUUGCCGGCUUUUCUGCCAUUUAUUGUGUGUUGGGCAGCUAGUUUCGAGUUCUUUUUCAUCUGUCUUUCUUGUUUUGAAAUCUUCAAGACUUAUCCCAAAAGCCCAUUUGUGUGUGUGUGUUUGUGUGUGAGAGAGAGAGAGACAGAGGGCUCUGGAAGAAGAGAUCUCAGGGAAACAAUCAAGGACCGGGUCACGGCACCAUUCUUUAUUACAGUUGUUUUUGUAAAAGAUAUAUAGUUUUCUUCCACAAAUAUUGCCAGAAUGGCAGGAAGAUCCUCCAGGCCUUCUGAUUCACAACUUGGCAGAGGUUCGGGUCCUCCGACGGUGACCUUUUCCAGGAGGACAUCAUCGGGUCGAUAUGUCAACUUGUCAAGGGACAGUCUUGACAGUGACAUUAACAGCAUUGAGUUUGCCGAGUACACGGUGCAUAUACCACCAACACCUGAUAAUCAGCCCAUGGAUCCUGCAAUGUCAAUGAGGAUUGAACCUCCUCCGAUCUCACAGAGGGUGGAGGAGCAGUAUGUAUCCAGUUCUUUGUUUACGGGUGGGUUUAAUAGCGUUACUCGUGCACAUUUGAUGGAUAAGGUGAUUGAGUCCGAGACAAACCAUCCUCAGAUGGCUGGGACAAAAGGGUCGUCGUGCGCUAUUCAGGGUUGUGAUGGAAAAGUGAUGAGUGACGAGAGGGGUCAAGAUAUUCUCCCUUGCGAGUGUGAUUUCAAAAUUUGCCGUGAUUGUUUCAUUGAUGCUGUGAAGACUGGUGAUGGAAUCUGUCCUGGUUGUAAAGAGCCUUACAAGAACACGGACUUGUCUGCGAAUGCGGUGGAGCCUGGCCAGCCGUUACCUCUGCCACCUACUGGUGGGAUGUCAAAGAUGGAGAGGAGAUUGUCGUUAAUGAAAUCGGCCAACAGGUCGGCAGUAGUGCGGAGCCACUCGGCGCUGAUGAGAAGUCAAACAGGGGUGGAUUUUGAUCAUAACCGGUGGUUGUUUGAGACCAAGGGGACAUAUGGAUAUGGAAAUGCGAUAUGGCCAAAGGAUGGAGGAUUCACGGACGAUAAAAGUGAUGAAUCAGGUGAACCCCCGGAACUUCUUAGCAAACCAUGGAGGCCACUGACCCGCAAAUUGAAGAUACCGGCUGCUGUGCUCAGUCCAUACAGACUCUUAAUUUUUGUCCGUAUGGCUGUUCUCGGACUAUUUCUGGCGUGGAGGAUCAGCCACCCUAACGAUGACGCUAGAUGGCUCUGGUUGAUGUCAGUCAUCUGUGAGAUUUGGUUUGCCUUCUCUUGGUUACUUGACCAGCUCCCAAAGUUCUUCCCCGUCAAUCGUGCUACCGAUCUUAACGUCUUGAAAGAAAAGUUUGAAACACCGACUCCCACGAAUCCAACUGGGAAAUCUGAUCUUCCAGGGGUCGAUGUAUUCGUCUCGACUGCUGAUCCAGAGAAAGAACCUCCUCUUGUUACCGCAAACACUAUUCUGUCCAUUCUUGCUGCUGAUUACCCUGUCGAGAAGCUUUCCUGUUAUGUUUCUGAUGAUGGAGGUGCACUCCUGACAUUUGAGGCCAUGGCAGAAGCGGCAAGUUUUGCUAACUUGUGGGUGCCAUUCUGUCGCAAACAUGAAAUUGAACCAAGAAAUCCGGAAACUUACUUUAGCCUGAAGAAAGAUCCCUUCAAGAACAAGGUGCGUCAGGAUUUUGUCAAGGAUCGUAGGAGGGUUAAGCGUGAGUAUGAUGAAUUCAAGGUUCGAAUCAAUGGUCUUCCUGAUUCAAUUCGUCGUCGUUCUGAUGCCUAUAAUGCUCGAGAAGAGAUCAAGGCCAUGAAGCUCCGGAGACAGACUGUUGAGGAUGAACCUUUGGAACCGUUAAAGGUUUCUAAAGCUACAUGGAUGGCAGACGGCACCCACUGGCCAGGCACUUGGACGGUUUCUGCUCCUGAACACUCUAGGGGUGACCAUGCUGGGAUCAUACAGGUAAUGUUGAAACCUCCGAGUGAUGAACCUCUGCAGGGAACUGCUGACAGCAGUCCACUUGAUUUUACCGAAGUCGACAUUCGGCUUCCCAUGCUUGUCUAUGUUUCUCGUGAAAAACGGCCUGGUUAUGAUCACAACAAGAAGGCUGGGGCAAUGAAUGCAUUGGUUCGAGCCUCAGCCAUCAUGUCCAACGGACCGUUCAUUCUGAAUCUCGACUGUGAUCACUACAUUUACAACUCGCAGGCAAUAAGAGAAGGCAUGUGUUUCAUGAUGGACCGUGGAGGGGACCGCAUUUGUUAUGUCCAGUUCCCUCAGCGAUUUGAGGGAAUAGAUCCCUCUGAUCGUUAUGCAAAUCACAACACCGUUUUCUUUGACGUCAACAUGCGUGCUCUUGAUGGGCUCCAGGGUCCAGUUUAUGUCGGCACAGGAUGCCUCUUCCGCCGGACUGCACUUUAUGGCUUCGACCCACCACGUUCCAAAGAACAUUCUGGUUGUUGCAGCUGCUGUUUCGCUCGUCGUAAGAAAAGUGCAUCAGUUUCUUCUGCGCCUGAAGAGCACCGAGCACUUAGAAUGGGAGAUGGUGAUGACGAUGAAAUGAACCCUUCUCUGUUCUCCAAAAGGUUUGGUAACUCAAGUUUCCUUAUUGAUUCCAUCCCAGUGGCAGAAUUCCAGGGCCGGCCACUUGCAGAUCACCCUGCGGUUAAGAAUGGACGCCCGCCAGGUGCUCUAACACUUCCUAGAGAACUCCUUGAUGCAUCAACUGUUGCCGAGGCAAUCAGUGUCAUCUCAUGCUGGUAUGAAGAUAAAACUGAGUGGGGCAAUCGGGUUGGGUGGAUAUACGGGUCUGUGACUGAAGACGUGGUGACGGGGUAUAGAAUGCACAAUCGGGGUUGGAAAUCUAUAUACUGUGUCACUAAGAGGGAUGCUUUCCGUGGGACUGCUCCGAUAAAUCUGACAGACAGGCUUCACCAAGUCCUCCGAUGGGCCACCGGUUCAGUCGAAAUCUUCUUCUCGCGUAACAAUGCUUUGCUGGCUAGUCCAAAGAUGAAGCUUCUACAAAGAGUUGCUUACCUUAAUGUCGGUAUCUAUCCCUUCACCUCCUUGUUCCUAAUCGUCUAUUGCUUCCUCCCGGCAUUGUCGCUUUUUUCUGGCCAAUUCAUCGUCAAGACUCUAAACGUCACGUUCCUCACCUACCUCCUUGUCAUCACUUUGACACUCUGCGCGCUUGCUGUGCUCGAAAUCAAGUGGUCUGGCAUUAACUUGGAGGAAUGGUGGCGAAACGAGCAGUUCUGGCUGAUCGGAGGCACGAGCGCUCAUCUUGCCGCUGUGCUCCAAGGGCUGCUGAAGGUGAUUGCAGGGAUAGAGAUCUCAUUUACUCUGACAUCAAAGUCAGCAGGUGACGACAAUGACGAUGAUUUUGCCGAUCUGUACUUGAUAAAAUGGACUUCCUUGAUGAUUCCUCCCAUCACUAUCAUGAUAACCAACCUAAUCGUUGGUUUUAGCAGGACAAUAUACAGUGCUAUACCACAGUGGAGCCGGCUACUCGGAGGUGUGUUCUUUAGCUUUUGGGUGUUGGCUCAUUUGUACCCAUUCGCAAAAGGGUUGAUGGGAAGACGGGGGCGGACACCGACCAUCGUGUUCGUGUGGUCAGGUCUCAUCGCGAUCACGAUUUCUCUCCUUUGGGUGGCGAUUUCUCCACCAUCUGGCAAUACUCAGAUUGGAGGCUCCUUCCAGUUUCCUUGACUUUUUCUGGACAUGGCCCUCUCAGCCGCUCCUUCAUCAUUCAAAAAAUGAACAGAAUUGGAUUUGUAGUAAAAGAUGAUGUGGGGGGUCUCCAUUUAGUAUUUGUUAUCAUCAUUUUUUGUAUCUUUUCUAUUUUCUUUUUACCGAUUAUUACAUGUUUAAGGCAAAAGACAACAAGAAGCUACAUACAUUCUUUGCGAUUCAUAGACUUUAGGUCGUACAAUACAGCUAAAUUCAUUCUCUA